UCAAAUGUAGCAACCUUUCCAAGAUUUUGCAACACCUAUCUUUGUUUUUUCCUCCUCCGCCAUGCAACAAUCCCUCCGCCUCUCCUCCUCCGCCGUUCCGCCUCCGGAGACGGCUACUUCGAAACCGGAAAUCUUCUGUCGUAUCCAACUAAACCCUAAAACCAUACAUGCAAAACCUCCAUCACCACCCACAUGCAAGAUUGUCAUCAACCCUUUCAAAACAAUAACCAUCCCCAAAACCCCACCGCCGGCGACUCCUCCGCCGCCCUCUCCGCCGUCCGUACGGCCCAUGCAACCGGAAUUAUGGAAGUACCCUUCUCGGUUAAACCCUCUCCAGAAACUUGCGGCUUCGGCGCUCGACAAGAUCGAGGCCUCACUUGUUGUACCCAUGGAGCAGAACCACCCUUUGCCUAAACCGACCGACCCCACGGUUCAGCUGUCGGGUAACUUCGCUCCGGUUAAGGAGUGUCCGGUUCAGACCGGUUUGGAAGUCGUGGGUGAGAUUCCUUCUUGCCUACGCGGAGUCUACCUCCGUAACGGCGCUAACCCCAUGUUCAAGCCGUUAGCCGGUCACCAUCUCUUCGACGGCGAUGGAAUGAUUCACGCCGUUAGUAUCGGUUCGGAAAACCGGGUGAGCUACAGCUGCCGGUACACGCGGACAAACCGGCUGGGUCAGGAAGCAGAAUUGGGCAGAUCGGUUUUCCCUAAACCGAUAGGCGAGCUACACGGCCAUUCGGGCUUGGCUCGGCUCGCUCUGUUCAUGGCCAGAGCCGAGAUCGGCCUCGUGGACGCGACACGUGGCAUGGGCGUAGCCAACGCAGGAGUCGUCUGCUUCAACGGUAGAGUCUUAGCCAUGUCGGAAGACGAUCUCCCCUACCACGUGAAGAUCAACGGUCAGGGAGAUCUCGAGACUGUUGGACGGUUCAGAUUCGAUGAUCAGAUCAAUUGUCCCGUGAUAGCACACCCAAAGGUGGACCCGACCACAGGGGAUCUCCACACGCUGAGCUACAACGUUGUGAAGAAACCUUACCUCAAGUACUUCAAAUUCGACAGGUGCGGGAAAAAGACACGUGACGUGGACAUCACUCUCCGACAACCCACGAUGAUCCACGAUUUCGCGAUCACCCAGAAUUUUGUCGUGAUCCCAGAUCAUCAACUCGUCUUCAAAUUGUCCGAGAUGAUCCGUGGAGGAUCUCCGGUUAUGUACGACCGAGAAAAAACCUCGAGAUUUGGUGUUUUGUCGAAGGAUGAUUUAACCGGGUCCGGUAUAGAAUGGAUCCCAGUGCCCGAUUGCUUCUGUUUCCAUCUCUGGAACGCGUGGGAAGAGAUUGCCGGAGAUGGGGAAGACCCGGUUAUCGUCGCGAUCGGUUCGUGCAUGAACCCACCGGACUCGGUUUUCAACGAACCGGACGACCCGACUCGUAUCGAACUAUCCGAGAUCCGGUUAAAUCUCCGUACCAAGGAAUCGACCCGGCGAGUCAUCGUACCGGGGAUGAAUCUGGAGGCCGGUCAGAUAAACCGGGAUUUACUGGGCCGGAAGACUCGGUUCGUUUACUUGGCAAUAGCCGACCCAUGGCCCAAAUGCAGCGGUAUCGCUAAAGUUGAUCUCGAAAACGGCGCCGUUUCGGAGUUCAGGUACGGGACGCAGCGUUUCGGCGGAGAGCCGUUCUUCGUUCCGGCGAAGAACGGCGACGAAGAAGGAGAAGAAGACGACGGAUUUCUGAUCGGGUUUGUGAGAGACGAAGAGAGAGAAGAGUCGGAGUUCGUAGUGGUUGACGCGGCGACGAUGGAGCAGGUCGCAGUGGUGCGGUUGCCGGAGAGGGUUCCGUACGGUUUCCACGGCACGUUCGUGAGCGAAGAAGAGAUGAAGGGGCAAGUCUGAGAAUUCGAUGCUUAUUUAGGGGUAUUUUAGUAAAUCAGGCUUUCCUCGACUGCAACCCCUCCCUUUUUGUGGAUAUUUUGUUUUUUUUUUGUGUGUAUUUCGGGAGGCGGUGUCUUAUCUUCAUUAAUUAUCUUUAGCAAUAGAUAUUAUAUAUAUAUAUAUAAUAUGCAAAUUAUGUUCUGUGUU
Messenger RNA from Tarenaya hassleriana, 2068 nucleotides. RefSeq names its product 9-cis-epoxycarotenoid dioxygenase NCED6, chloroplastic. The transcript has a single exon. The record is from RefSeq and is a predicted model, not a curated record. Gene Ontology annotation, biological process: carotene catabolic process. Gene Ontology annotation, molecular function: carotenoid dioxygenase activity. The coding region runs from base 62 to 1882 and encodes 606 amino acids. Lineage: Eukaryota; Viridiplantae; Streptophyta; Magnoliopsida; Brassicales; Cleomaceae. Gene Ontology annotation, cellular component: chloroplast stroma.